CUCGCGCACCUCUUCCGGCGCGACGCGCCGGAGUUCAUCGGCUGGCACGGCACGAACAGCGACACGGCCGCGUUCUGGAAGCAGCAGGGCCAGCUCGCGAAGCCGACGAAGGCGACCGGCUUCUUCGACUUCUUCGACUUUGACUCGAACCAGGCCGCGGGCAGCAGCGGCGCGGACGCGGAGAACGGGCCCGGGGUGUACGUCACCGACGACAAGGACAUCGCGAUCGCGUUCGCGAACAACAACGCGAAGGUGAACAAGGGCACGACCGCGGUGCUCUGCGCAAUCUUCGCCAAGAGCUCCGCGAACUGGCGGACGGCGGUCCGCAAGGCGUUCCUGCCCGAGGCGCUCGUCGGCGACUCCGCGACGGCGUCCGUCAAGGCCGCGAAGGAGACCUCGCGCACGCUCUACCUCAAGUCGGUCGUGCCCGGGGUGAGCGCGGCGAACGUCGUCCGCUUCUCGCUCCUCAACCGCUCCACGAAGACCGGCCAGCUCGUGCUCCCCGCGGGCGUCACGAGCCUGUUCACGGCGCAGUGCGUGGCCACGAACGCGGCGCUCCCCGCGGGCACGAGCGACUUCCCGGCGUUCAGCUACAACGGCGCGGCGCUCCGGAGCACGUGGGACAUCGCCGCGGAGCAGACGUGCUCGGCCUGA
Messenger RNA from Epithele typhae, 654 nucleotides. RefSeq lists its product as uncharacterized. Lineage: Eukaryota; Fungi; Basidiomycota; Agaricomycetes; Polyporales; Epitheliaceae. The record is from RefSeq and is a predicted model, not a curated record. The transcript is spliced from 4 exons. The annotation marks the transcript as partial.